GGAAGCAGCAGCAAGAGGCAGGAGCAUCGAUCCGAAGGAGACAGCGCGGGGAGGGGGACGCUGGGGGCAGACACCCUCCCGCGCGCGCGCGCGCGCGCACACACACACACACCUCACACAUAGUCACACACAAGCCAUAGGGCCUCACAGGCAGAGAGACGGCUCCGGGACCGGAGGGAGGCAGAGCCGCCGAGAGCGGCCGGGAGGAGGGGGCGAGGCAGCGGGGGGAGCCCUCGGUCCCGCUCCUGCGUCCGGGGGCCCCGCGCUCACACCGGCCCAGAGACACCCUCGCAGACACCCGUAGGCGCGCACGCGCACCCUCUCCCCUCCCCCUCCGCCUUCCCUCCCGCCGCCUCCCGGCCGGACGAUGGAUCCCUGCAGAUCCCGGGGCUGAGAGCACCGCGCACCGCGCCGAGCCCGGGCGGACCGAGCCGAGGCGAGCGAGCGAGCGCGCGCGGGCGGGCGGACAGAGCCGAGCGGAGCCGGGCCGGGCGGGCCGCUCCCUGCAGGGCUCUGCGCGGCGUGCCGCGGCAGCCGCGGGCUCCGGCUCCGGGCCAUGAGCCCCUCCGCGGCUCGGCGCUGAGCCCGAGUCCGGCCCCGCGCCCCAGGACCCGCCGCCGCUUGCCGGGUUCCCGAAGCCCCCUCAGGACCCCCUCGGCCAGGAUGGAACUGAAGGCCGAGGAGGAAGAGGUGGGUGGCGUCCAGCCGGUGAGCAUCCAGGCCUUCGCCAGCAGCUCCACGCUGCACGGCCUGGCCCACAUCUUCUCCUACGAACGGCUGUCUCUGAAGCGGGCGCUCUGGGCCCUGUGCUUCCUGGGCUCGUUGGCUGUGCUGCUGUGUGUGUGCACCGAGCGAGUGCAGUACUACUUCCACUACCACCACGUCACCAAGCUCGAUGAGGUGGCUGCCUCCCAGCUCACCUUCCCCGCCGUCACGCUGUGCAAUCUCAACGAGUUCCGCUUCAGCCAAGUCUCCAAGAAUGACCUGUACCACGCUGGGGAGCUGCUGGCCCUGCUCAACAACAGGUAUGAGAUACCGGACACACAGAUGGCAGAUGAAAAGCAGCUGGAGAUACUGCAGGACAAGGCCAACUUCCGCAGCUUCAAGCCCAAGCCCUUCAACAUGCGGGAAUUCUAUGACCGUGCAGGGCACGACAUUCGAGACAUGCUGCUCUCCUGCCACUUCCGGGGGGAGGUCUGCAGCGCUGAAGACUUCAAGGUGGUCUUCACACGGUAUGGAAAGUGCUACACAUUCAACUCAGGCCGAGAUGGGCGUCCACGGCUGAAGACCAUGAAGGGUGGGACUGGCAAUGGGCUGGAGAUCAUGCUGGACAUCCAGCAGGACGAGUACCUGCCCGUAUGGGGAGAGACUGAUGAGACGUCCUUCGAAGCGGGCAUCAAAGUGCAGAUCCACAGUCAGGAUGAACCUCCCUUCAUCGACCAGCUGGGCUUUGGUGUGGCCCCAGGGUUCCAGACCUUUGUGUCCUGCCAGGAGCAGCGGCAGCUCAUCUACCUGCCCCCGCCCUGGGGCACCUGCAAAGCUGUUACCAUGGACUCGGAUUUCUUCGACUCCUACAGCAUAACUGCCUGCCGCAUCGACUGUGAGACGCGCUACCUGGUGGAGAACUGUAACUGUCGCAUGGUGCACAUGCCAGGGGAUGCCCCAUACUGCACUCCAGAACAGUACAAGGAGUGUGCGGAUCCUGCUCUGGACUUCCUGGUGGAGAAGGACCAGGAAUACUGUGUGUGUGAAAUGCCCUGCAACCUAACCCGCUAUGGCAAGGAGCUGUCCAUGGUCAAGAUCCCCAGCAAAGCGUCAGCCAAGUACCUGGCCAAGAAGUUCAACAAGUCUGAGCAGUACAUAGGGGAGAACAUCCUGGUGCUGGACAUUUUCUUUGAAGUCCUCAACUAUGAGACUAUUGAGCAGAAGAAGGCCUAUGAAAUUGCAGGGCUCCUGGGUGACAUUGGAGGCCAGAUGGGCCUGUUCAUUGGGGCCAGCAUCCUCACAGUACUGGAGCUCUUUGACUACGCCUAUGAGGUCAUUAAGCACAAGCUGUGCAGAAGAGGAAAGUGCCAGAAGGAGGCCAAAAGGAGCAGCGCGGACAAGGGUGUGGCCCUUAGCCUGGAUGACGUCAAAAGACAUAACCCGUGUGAGAGCCUCCGGGGCCAUCCUGCCGGGAUGACGUAUGCUGCCAACAUCCUACCUCACCAUCCGGCCCGAGGCACUUUUGAGGACUUUACCUGCUGAGCCCCGCAGGCCACCGUACCAAAGGCCUAGGUGGGGAGGGCUAGGAGAAUAAGGGGGCCCUCAGUUGCGCCCCUCCGCAUCUGCCCUGGGGACUCACUCCCCCCUCCCAAGGUAGUCCCCCACUCCUGGGCAGUCCUUUCCUCUUGUCUGUGGUGAGGAAGGAGUCUUGACCAUAGAGCCCUCUCCCUGCCUCUAUCCCGUUCUUUUUAUUUUUACUGAAACUAAUCUAAAAAAAAAAAAAACUUAAAAAAAACUAAAAAACUAAAAACUAAAAAGAGAGAAUGGGGCAGGUGACCUCAGGCCGCCCCUUUCUGCUCCAUGCUGCCUCCCCCAGCUCCCAGCCUGAAUUAUGUCUGUCUGGCUGUCUGUCAUCUGACUGUCCACCUACAUUCUGCUGCCACCAGUCACCAAAGCCCCUCCCAGUGGGGGGUGGAGGGGAUCCUUGGGGUCUGGAAUUUGGCCCCGAAUCAGAGAAUGUACCUUGAAGGGGAGGGCUAGUUGCGGGGGGGGGGGGGGAGGCUUCCCCAGCCUUAAGAGACCCUCUCAGCCCAGUGCCCCCCAACCGCAAAUUUCCAGGCAAGAACUAAGACCCUAGUCCCCAUUCCCACCCCCUUACAUGUGAAGUCUCUAUCUAGGGAAUUGGGGAUGGGAAUACCCCGAAGAAGUGGAUGAUGGGGAGAAGAUGUGGCCCUGGUGCUGUAGGCCACAUCCUGAUACCUACAAGUUCACCCCCACCCCAGAACUGCUGGAGAGAAAUCCCAAGAGGUAGCACUCCUCUACUGUCCCAUGAAAGAUCCAGCUGGUUGGCUUCCAGCUCAGGGAGAGGGACACUGGUGCCUAACCUCACUGGUCCCUCUCCCAGGGGCCCCUGCAGAGGGCCGCAUCCAUAAAUUUUCUUAUGGAACUCUCCCAAGUCCUCUCCCCCAACUUCAUUUGCUUCUCUCAACAACCUCAUCUGCAUUUUCUAUUUCUAUAUGAUACAGACUCUAUAUUGCUAUAUCUCUGUAUAUACUUUCCCCUAACUCUGUCUGUCUCUACCCCAUCCCCUCUUGUCUCUAAGAACCAUCCUCCCGCUCCAAGUCCCCCUUUCUGUGUUUCUACUCCCUCCCUGGUCUCUGAAUGCCUUCGCCUGUAUAAAGAGUUGGACUCUCUCCCCUGGUGUCUGUACUGUGUACACACAUCCCUCUGAGAAGCACAAGGAGACGACACGCGCAUUGUAACCUUCGCACUGUCUCGGUGGCGACAUAAAGGAAGCUGUGAAUCACAAGCUCUGCCUCUUUCUGGCCUCACCCUCUGCCCCCAACCCGGGCACCCUAUGCCCUUCCCGUAGCCUUAACAUUCCCUCCCCUGUUUCACAAUCACAAAGCCCUUUGCCUGGCUGACUGUGGCCUCCCCGGGGAAGGGAUAGCUGCGGAAAGAGACCCUGCCCAGGGAGUGGAGAUCUGCUCUGCACACCAAGCCAAGGGUGUCAGAGACAAGGGGAACUAUGGUCUUGUAGCUGGAGAGACAGAAGUUCAGGUCCUCAGCCAGUGACCUUUCCUUCCUUCUGGGUGCCCAGCCUCCUUUCCUCACCUGAUACCUAAGCCCACCACUUCUAUUUUCUGGUGAGGUAUGGUUUGGUAAUGGUGGGGAAAAAUACAGGUUUAGAGGGGAAGUUGAAAGCUCUGCUCUUCUGUCUCUCCCUUCCUAUCUUAAUGAGAAAUGAGUGAAGUAGAGGGCCUGCCAUGCCCCCUCCCCCAGGCACUCCUCCUAGGCCAGAGCCCUACCCCUUCCCAGGCCUUCUCUGCCCAACUGUCUCUUGGUCUCCAACCCCAGAACAGGACCUGUGGCAGGUCACCUGUGCACUGCCUGGAGCUAGAGAGUGAGGCUAUGGGAUGUUGGGGAGCUCUUGGUUCUUAGAAGUUCCUUGGAGAUCAGACCUCUCCAGAGGGAAGCAGGAACAAGGCCAAGGGGUGUGCACCGGAUGGAGAACAGCAGGCAGGGCUACGGGUGACGCAUGCCUCUGGUCUAAUAAACUGGGUUUCAACCAUC
This is a messenger RNA of Leopardus geoffroyi (Geoffroy's cat), 4278 nucleotides long. It is a transcript of the gene ASIC1, whose product is annotated as acid sensing ion channel subunit 1. The coding region runs from base 664 to 2247 and encodes 527 amino acids. Gene Ontology annotation, biological process: sodium ion transmembrane transport. The transcript has 12 exons. NCBI's taxonomy places the organism in Eukaryota, Metazoa, Chordata, Mammalia, Carnivora, Felidae. The record is from RefSeq and is a predicted model, not a curated record. Gene Ontology annotation, cellular component: membrane.